This is a messenger RNA of Ceratina calcarata, 1855 nucleotides long. RefSeq lists its product as uncharacterized. Gene Ontology annotation, cellular component: ciliary basal body; cilium. The record is from RefSeq and is a predicted model, not a curated record. Lineage: Eukaryota; Metazoa; Arthropoda; Insecta; Hymenoptera; Apidae. Bases 96 to 1691 code for a protein of 531 amino acids. The transcript is spliced from 9 exons. Gene Ontology annotation, molecular function: microtubule binding.
CGAAAUCGCAGGAGCAGCAUCGUUGACGAUGACACGCUAUAAUUUGUACACUUUUGCAUGCUAAUUUAUUCAGAUCGUUCUGUAACAUAACCUGGAUGCACACGCUUUUGUUUGGAUUUUUAUUCCCUGAAAAAAUGGUAGACUUACAAGGGAAAGAUAAAGGUAAUAUUUCGCUGCCGGAAAAAUUGCAAUCGUACGAGUCAGCCGAGGACCCUAGACAAAAAGGACAGCCAACGAUUAUCAACACGCAAAGAGCAUUUUACGACAUAAAAGUCGCGGAUAUUGAUAAUAAAAUACAUAGGCUGGAGGAUAGGAAUGAAGAGCUGCUGCAAGAUAUUGAGAAUGCGAGCGAAGUUUUCGCGGCAGCGGACGCAGAAACAGCUGAGGAAAUCGAAAAUUUGAAGAAACAACUUACGGCCCAGACAAACUCGUUAGAAAACCUGAAAGAGAGGAUCAGUACGUUGGAACAAAGUCGCGAGGACGACAAACAAUCCUUGGAGCAUAAAAUCAAAUUGUUCGAUGAGAAGUAUAAGAAAAAGAAAGUUGAAUUAGUUUCUCAACUGAAAGUCUUAAACGCUAGGAUAAAUGUAUUGGACGAUUUUAAGAAGGUACAAAAGCCUUUGGGUGAGAAGCUCAAGGAAAAUGAGGAGCUGAUGGUGGAGAAUGAAAAGAAAAUGAAAGAAACUAUGCUGAGUAUUGAUAGAAGGAUCGAAUUCGAUAAAGAAAUACUGAAGAAUGAAAUGUACGAUUGCCUUCUCGAUUUGGCGGCCCAGUUUCAAGUAGAGACUAACAAACACAUAAGUAAGCCAAAUCAGAGGCUAAUGAGAGAGAAUAUUAUGUUGAAGAAUGAAUUGUUAGUAAUCAGUGAUGAGGUGGAUUCGAAAAUGGAAGCACAAGUUGAUCUUAAAAUUAACGUCGUCGAGCACAGAAGAAAAAUUGAUGAGGAGACUUCGUUUUUUCGAAGAAAAUUGGUAAUCGCUAAAGUGCAGGAACAGGUGUUGCAGCAUUUAAAGAAAAAGCUUCAGAAAGCAAAGGAUUUCCUAUCGACUAUUAAUAUACCCGAUCCUGGUGCUGAAGAGAAGUACCUACUGCUGAUAGACAAGGCUCGUGAAGAGGAGCACGAAGCAAAAUUCCAGUUUUCGUCAAUGAAAGCUUUGCUUCAUAAGGAAAGAACGAAACUCACCUAUUCUGGAUACAUACUCAGGAGAUUGGAGUGCAAAAUAAAAGCGCUUGUUGAAACGAUUUAUGAUUUGAAGUAUACCGUAAUAUGUUUGCUCAAGUACCCUUCUGCCCGAAAAGACUUAAUAACGUUGAGCUGCAUUGAAUUGUUUAUAUUCCUCAGAGACAUACUUGUUAAAGGCGAAUCGAAAUUCCGAAGUUAUAUUAUUAGAUCGUCAGAAUCAAUACCCCGAGAAUUAGAAUCUGUCACAGACAUAGCAGUUCCUCCUGAAGGUAUCGAUUUCGAGAUAAAGAUAGAUUUCAAAAAGGAAUCAGUUGAAGGGAGUACAAAGAAAACGGAGGAAAGUACAGACGUGGAGGAGGAAAAAGAAAUAUCUACGGAAAGCGGUAUGACCCCAGAUAUCGAUAUUGGAAAAGAUAUCGGAUCUAUUUUGGAUCUGCAAAUGGACUAUGAAUUGUUCGAAGACGUGGAAUACGAAGGAGAAUCAUUGCUAGACGUGAUUGACGAAUAAUAUUUAUUUACAAAGUCCUUAUAUCGCUACUUACAGAUCUAAAUUAUUUUACAUUAGGCAGCACGAUCUUAUGGUCCGGCUUUAUAAAACGCUUGACUUUCGGUUUGUCUCGCGACCUGUAAACAUAACAAAAUCGAUUAAACGUAAACUCAUUACGCCUUUUA